UUUUUGUGAAAUUCUGCGGGCAAAUCAAAUAUCGUAGGUGAUUUUGCUUGAAUUUCGUAAAUUUCUUACAGAUUUGGUCGAAUUCGAUUUCCGACAAAACAAAUGGAAAAAAUAUUCCAUCAAAAAUCUAAUUGGACGAUACGAACACACAAUGCUAACCUCUAAUUUCGACCCAGAGUCUGUUUUCUUAUUUGCGGGUUGCACAGAAACGGGAAAUUCGAACGAUCUAAUUUCAGUUAAUCUUAGAAAACUGCCACUAGAAGCAAAAAUAGUUGAAACUUCAGGCCCAAAACCCUCUCCUAGAACAUUUAGCUCAACGAGUGCGUGUGAUGGCGACAAAUUUUUUGUUUUUGGAGGGGGUUUGGAAACGUCAAAAGCAACAGAUGAUGUUAACGUGUACUGCUUGUCGGUUAAAGAAAUGGAGUGGAAAAAGUUGAAAAACGCAGGAGUUGUGCCGACUCCUAGACAAGGUCAUUCUUUAUCACUUCUGAACGAUAAAUUAGUUUGCUUUGGAGGCAUGAACGCCGGGCAAUUUUACUCGGAUGUUUUUGUAUACGACUUGACUUCAGAAUCGUGGCAGAAAAUGAAGCCGAAAGGGUCUUUGCCUUGCCCUAGAGCAGCCCACGCUAGUUGUGUCGUUGGCGAGAAAAUUAUAAUAAACGGAGGACUUUGUUUAGACGCUGGAGGUUCGUUGCAAGACAUGUACAUACUAAAUACUUCUAAUUUCAAGUGGCAAUUAGUAAAUAUAAAUGGACCUUUGCCAGGUAAUAGAUUAGGUCAUUGUAUACUACCGUUGCCGGAUAAAUGUUUGAAAUGUUAUGAACCGUCUUCGACCGAAAGCACAAGUUCUGCUAAUCGAACAGCCGACGAGAAUAAAGAAAACGAGCAGUCAAAAGGACCAACAAUACUAGACGUUACAGGACAGUUAGCCGAACAGGUAACUAGGCCGACAGGCGAUUCGACCGACGAUACAAAUGAGCCAAAUGAAAACGGAGAUAAUACGCAAACGUCUGCUGCUAAGUCGAAUUUGGAGGAUUCGAAAACGUAUCCAGUUGAGAAAAGCGAUUUGAAAAGUAUUUCGAAAGAAGAAUUAGAUAUUACGAAGUUCGUAGUUUUCGGCGGUUUGGAUACUAGUGGUCUGAUAUUUGAUGAUACAUUUGUGGUUAAGCUUCUAUAGAUGUACUUGUUAAUCUGUAAAAAAAAAGUGUAAAUAGAGUC
Symsagittifera roscoffensis is the source of this 1218-nucleotide messenger RNA. Its product is annotated as rab9 effector protein with kelch motifs-like. The coding region runs from base 152 to 1177 and encodes 341 amino acids. Lineage: Eukaryota; Metazoa; Xenacoelomorpha; Acoela; Convolutidae. The transcript has a single exon. The record is from RefSeq and is a predicted model, not a curated record. Gene Ontology annotation, molecular function: protein binding.